Drosophila kikkawai is the source of this 1696-nucleotide messenger RNA. Its product is annotated as acyl-coenzyme A thioesterase 9, mitochondrial. Gene Ontology annotation, molecular function: fatty acyl-CoA hydrolase activity. The record is from RefSeq and is a predicted model, not a curated record. Gene Ontology annotation, biological process: acyl-CoA metabolic process. Lineage: Eukaryota; Metazoa; Arthropoda; Insecta; Diptera; Drosophilidae. Gene Ontology annotation, cellular component: mitochondrion.
CGGCGAUUCUCCUCGCUACCCAGUGCCAGGGCCAUUCUCUCGAGCACCGUCCAAGUGCCAGUCAGCACUCGAUGCCAAAUGCAAUCGAACUGAACCGUAUUACGUAUUAAGAUUUCCCCUCGCCCAGGAAAUUCUAGUCUCACCAGUAGGCGUCUCGUCUUCCUUCCUAAUCCUGGUAGGAUGCAGCCUUUAGUAGCCAGUGGCCUGGGAAGGUUGCUGGUGAGAACCAUCAGGCCCAGCACUAGGAGUAAAUGGCUGCUGAACAGAAGCUGCUGCAUUGCGGUACCUACCAGGGCGUUUGCCCAGAGCCAUGAACCCAAGGUGACCUCGGAUCACCGCUCCGGCACGCUGGAGGAGGUGAUUCAGAAAAUACAAGAGCAAUCCGGCGUUGAUGUGGGCUACCACACGGUACCCAAGUCCAGGGACCACCUCCUGAAGCACCAGCCCAAGCACGAGGAUCUGCCGCCAAGGACCAUGCUCGACUCCCAUACCACGGUCCUGCUGCCGCUGAGCGCCAGUGAGCUGAUCCGUGAGCGGUAUGUGAACCACCUGGGGCGGGUGAGGCUGGGACGGAUCAUGGAAGAGCUGGACAUGUUCGCCGUAUGGAUAUGUCAUCGGCAUGUCAAGCUGCCGGCUCUGCCCAAGGGAGUGCCGCUUCCGUACACUUUCGUGACCCUGCUGGUGGACAAGGUGGAAUUCAUCAACCUGGAGCGGUUGCAGGUCAACCAGGACAUCCAGAUCAGUGGCCACGUCUCGUGGACGGGUCGAAGCUCCAUGGAGAUCAUCAUCUAUGUCAGGCAGCUGGCCCACGGCGAGUAUAUCGAUGUGACGAAGGCUAUUUUUGUGAUGGUUGCCAGAAAUGCCACGAAUACGGGUGCGGCGCCCAUAAAUCCACUCCAGGUGGGCGAUGAGACGGAGACCCUGAUCCAGCAGCAGGCCGAGAAGCGUCAAAAGAUGCGGCGCAUAACGGCUCAGGACUCUGUACUCACUUCCCCGCCCAGGGAGCACGAGCAGACCAUCAUGUACGAGAUUCUCAAACGCACGACGCCGCUGAACGGAAUGGAUCUGAACAAGCGAGUCCUGCCGCCGAAAUGCCGCUGGAUGGAAGACUCUCUGCAGACGACAAUGAUUGCCCCGUUUCCGGAGAACCGGAAUGCCCAGAACACCAUCUUCGGUGGCUACCUUAUGCGCCAGGCCGUCGAGAUCAGUUUCAUUAUGGCCAGCAUCUACCUGGGCGAUCGGCCCAUCCUCAAGUGCAUCUCGGACAUCAGCUUUAUGCAGCCCGUGAAUGUGAAUACCUUCCUCCAGCUAACCGCCCACGUGGUCUACACCGCCCAGAACUACGUCCAGCUGAUGACCGUGGCCCAGGUGUGGGAUCUCAAGAGCGUCGACAAGGUCCAGACCACCAAUGUCUUCUAUCUCACCUACCGGGCGGACAAGGUGCUGGAUGAGGUACUGCCGCGAUCCUACCGCGAGAUGCUCUGGCACAUCCAUGGCCGGAGAAAGCUGCUGGCGGCCCUCGAUCUGCAGCCCGAGUACCCCGAUCCUUUGCCUGUGAAUAGGGAGCAGAAGACUAUAAGCACGUAAUUCUGCUCUAAUAGUUUUUGUGAAAAUUUCAAGUGAAUUUCCUAUUUAGAUUUAUCAAUAAACUGUGUACUUUUGAAUUGUUUACAUUCGAAUAAAUCAACUAAAUUAA